Messenger RNA from Cucurbita moschata (crookneck pumpkin), 573 nucleotides. RefSeq names its product dirigent protein 22-like. The record is from RefSeq and is a predicted model, not a curated record. The transcript has a single exon. NCBI's taxonomy places the organism in Eukaryota, Viridiplantae, Streptophyta, Magnoliopsida, Cucurbitales, Cucurbitaceae. The coding region runs from base 8 to 565 and encodes 185 amino acids.
AACAACCAUGGCAACCAAGCUCGUCAUUCUAUGUUUACUUUUGUCGGUACUGGGCGUAACCGCCACCGGGCCCAAGGUUUCAUACGCAAAAAAAAUGGACCCCAAGACCCUUAAGAUGGACAGACACUUCCUGCUCCAUUUCCAUCUCUACUGGCACGACACCGUCAGCGGCGCCAAGCCCUCCAGCGUCGCUGUUCUGCCGCCACGCAACAAGGCCACCGUCUUCGGUCAACUCAACUUGUUCGACAACCCUUUGACCAUCGGCCCCGAACCCAGCUCCCGACGGGUGGGGCGCUCCCAAGGGAUGUACGCGGGGACGGCCCAUGACCAAAUCGGACUCAUGAUGGGCAUGACCUUCGCCUUCACUACCGGGAAAUACAAUGGCAGCUCCUUCACCGUGUUCGGCAGGAACGCCAUCACGGAACACGAGCGGGAGAUGCCGGUGGUCGGGGGAACUGGGAAGUUCCGGUUUGCUAGAGGCUAUGCGUUGGCCAAAACACAUCAUUUGAACCCCGACACGUUCGAUGCGGUCGUUGAGUACGAUAUUUAUGUGUUGCAUUAUUAAAAAUGCUU